CAAGCAUGGCUGAUCGCUCUUUUAGUGCAGCAAAUCUUAAUCCAUACAUGACUAGGCCUAAUCGACAGAGUAACGGAGCAGAAGCAGAUACUCGAAGAGAUGCCAUGCCUAUGGAUACCAAUGUCUAUGAAAGCCCAUACGCUGACCCCGAUGAGCUGCAGGAAAAAACACUGUAUUUGAAAAAUGAUUGCCUUAUACUGGAAGAGAAGGAACUUGGGUCUGGUAACUUUGGUACGGUCAAGAAAGGAGUUUAUAAAAUGAGGAAGAAAAAUAUAAGUGUAGCAGUAAAAGUGUUGAAGAGUGAUGAUCCUGCAGUAAAAGAUGAACUGAUGAAGGAAGCAAACUUCAUGCAUCAACUUGAUAACCCUUACAUCGUCCGCAUGAUUGGCAUAUGUGAAAGGGAGUGUUUGAUGCUGGUGAUGGAACUUGCAGAACAAGGCCAACUUAACAAAUUUCUACAGGCUCACAAGUGA
Rhincodon typus (whale shark) is the source of this 473-nucleotide messenger RNA. RefSeq names its product tyrosine-protein kinase SYK-like. The transcript has 3 exons. Bases 6 to 473 code for a protein of 155 amino acids. Gene Ontology annotation, molecular function: signaling receptor binding; non-membrane spanning protein tyrosine kinase activity; ATP binding. Gene Ontology annotation, cellular component: extrinsic component of cytoplasmic side of plasma membrane. Lineage: Eukaryota; Metazoa; Chordata; Chondrichthyes; Orectolobiformes; Rhincodontidae. The record is from RefSeq and is a predicted model, not a curated record. Gene Ontology annotation, biological process: protein phosphorylation; cell surface receptor protein tyrosine kinase signaling pathway; cell differentiation.